AUGGGAUAUUUAAGUCAUGUAGGGAUUGGUUUGAGUUUCUUGUUUGGUUGCCUUCUAUUAGGCCUUAUUGCAGAACUUUACUAUGUGAUAUACUGGAAAAAGAGGUACACAAGCAUGGAAAUUCAAGAUUCUUCACACCCCACCAAUGGUACCACAGAGCUUUCAUAUUUGUUUUGUUGGAAAAGCCCAAUUAGCAGUAGGAAACAAGAACUGCCCACAUCUGUAAAAAGUGGCCAUGACCAAGAUUUACAGAUGCUCAGAAUCUAUAAUGGUGAAGAAGGUGUGGAGUCUGAGCUCAUGAGACUGCACAACUUGAGUGGGCCACCCAGAUUUCUCUUCACAAUUAAAGAAGAAACCAAGGAAGAUUUGGAAUCUGAAGAUGAGAAAUCUAGAGGUGGAAGAAACAUUAGUAGAAAAGGGUCAAGAAAUAACAGCUUAGCUGAGCUUUUGGCUUGUGUUGAGACACCUUAUUUGUCACCUUUGGCUUCACCAGUCUUGAAAAAGACUCAAUCUUUGGAGGGUUACAAUCACCAGGGAUUCAAUCCUUUCUUCGAAUCUUCUACAGAUGCAGAGAUUAACAAGUUGAGAUUGUCACCACCUCCAAAGCUCAAGUUUCUCAAGGAUGCUGAGAUGAAACUGAUGAAUAAAUUGAUGGAAGAUGCUGUGAGAAAGUGCCAUGAGAAAGAUGCUACAUUUCUUACAGCUUCAGAGUCAAAUUCUACUGCUUCUUCACAGGUACUCCCACUGGCAACUUCUCCUCCAGCAUUCAAUAUUGUUGCUAAAAAAUCCAAUGUACAAUAG
Messenger RNA from Daucus carota subsp. sativus, 801 nucleotides. RefSeq lists its product as uncharacterized. The record is from RefSeq and is a predicted model, not a curated record. Lineage: Eukaryota; Viridiplantae; Streptophyta; Magnoliopsida; Apiales; Apiaceae. The transcript has a single exon. The coding region runs from base 1 to 801 and encodes 266 amino acids.